Molecule: messenger RNA, 507 nt
Organism: Symbiodinium natans
Lineage: Eukaryota; Dinophyceae; Suessiales; Symbiodiniaceae
Source: the annotation of a GenBank genome assembly
AUGCAAGAUGCAGGAAAGUCAUGGAAAAUCAUGGAGGUUCUACGGGGUCGAAUUUGCAGUGCGUCUACCUCUGCAUUAGACCAUACCUGCCACACAUCAGCACAUCUAAGGAAGCAAGACGUCUUGGCGGAAGAGAGACGAGGGUAUGCCGCAGACCAGCAGCUCGAGCGCUGCCCACAAGAGUGUCACGCUCGUGGCCACAUGCCCUUGUGGCCACAAGGGCUACGCCGGCCAGAUGGGGUGACGCUUCGGGACGCCUUGGAGGCCUUUUUCACCAGAUGUUUGGAUGACCAUGUCGCGUCUUCGAGUUCGAAGACAAGGGGUGGUACGAUGACAUUGACGAAGUGGUGUAUGCCGACGCUUCGCAGGUGUUUCGCCGAAACCUCAUCUGGUUCAACGUUUCGCAAAAGACUUGUGAGUAGUUCUGCAGCCACUGAGGAAGAGACUCGCCACUUAAAGCUCCACUCCUCUAAUUGGCCUUUUGCGAUUUGCCUCGUUCACAGAUAG